UCAACUAAGAACAUAUUUUGCCAUGGAUGCUGCCUAUCCUGAAGUUUCUGUUGAGUUGAUGAAUCUUUUCCAUGAAAUAGACAGAAAACUUUAUUCAACCCUUGUUUUUGAGCUUGAGCUUGAUCCUAAGGUAUCUGUGAAUAUAAUUGCCUUAUGGAUUUGGUUGGAAAAGAAUAAAAUAAAAAAUGCUGUGGAUAAAGUCCUGUCAUCGCCCAUAAAAUUGAUCAAUGGACUUGCUGAUGAAGCUGUGUCUUGCCUUAGAUGCAUCACAGAUGACAUGUAUCUGUUCUCUUCUGAUGCAAGUGAGAUUACGCUCACUCAAAAUGUCUUGGCAAAGCAGUUGUCUCUAAAAUUCUUCCAUGAAAACCGGACCUGUGCAUUAUCUGGCAUCAGAAUGGUUGUGGAGACUGUUUGUGUCAAGGUAUUGGACGAUCUCAUUCAAAUGGCCAUCACGAGAAACGCUGAACGACAGUUGCUCAAAACUCAAAUGGUCAUGAUGCCACCGCCUGUUGCUGAGCCGAAGGAUGCCAUGAUACCAAGGUUUGGAGGACUCAGAUUCGCUGGUGAGUCAUCUCAAUCGGUGGUACCUCCCAUUGAUCCCAUGAUACAAACGUUUGGAGGAUUCAGAUUCGCAGGUGAAUCAUCUCAAUCGGUGGUGCCUCCCGUUGAUCCCUUGAUACAAAGGUUUGGAGGACUAAGAUUCGCAGGUGAGUCAUCUCAAUCGGUCGUGCCUCCCAUUGAUCCCUUGAUACAAAGGUUUGGAGGACUCAGAUUCGCAGGUGAAUCAUCUCAAUCGGUGGUGCCUCCCAUUGAUCCCAUUAUACAAAGGUUUGGAGGACUGAGAUUUGCAGGUGAGUCAUCUCAACCGGUGGUGCCUCCCAUUGAUCCCAAGAUCCAAAGUUUCGGAGGGCUCACGCUCACAGGUGAGUCGUCUGGAUCAGCGAUGCCUCCUUUGCGCAUGGAGGAGCCAAAAGACAACAGGACAAUGUAUGCUACGUUUUCAAAUGGCUAUCCUGUUUCUGAUUGGGAGCUUUGGAUUUACUUCAACAGGAUGUAUGGCGACUGUGUGGAGUCCAUCUCUAUGCAGCAGGUGGUAGAGCCCAAUGAUCAGUCGAUGUUUGCCCUGAUUGUCUUCACCUCUCCAAGAAUCGUUCACUUGAUUCUCAGAGGCCUGGAGAAAGCAUUUUUCACAAUUCAAGGCAAGGAAGUAUGGAUUCGCAAGUGAAUCCCGAAAGCCUAAGAACCUCUCUUGUUCUUCUCCCCAGUGUUUCCGUUUUCUAAGUCCAGUUAUGUUGUUUGUUUCAGUUUGUUGUCGAUGAAGCUUAGUUAUGGUGUUCUUUGAUUUCAGUUUGUGGUAGAUGAAAUCCAGUCAUGUAAUAUAAAUAUAUUGUACUAAUGAAUGCAAAUCUUUCAAUUUUGUUGUGAACUUGAUUACUAUUCUGUAA
Molecule: messenger RNA, 1445 nt
Organism: Ipomoea nil (Japanese morning glory)
Lineage: Eukaryota; Viridiplantae; Streptophyta; Magnoliopsida; Solanales; Convolvulaceae
Exons: 2
Coding region: 23-1225 (400 amino acids)
Source: RefSeq, a predicted model, not a curated record